This is a messenger RNA of Helianthus annuus (common sunflower), 1683 nucleotides long. RefSeq names its product ethanolamine-phosphate cytidylyltransferase. The record is from RefSeq and is a predicted model, not a curated record. Gene Ontology annotation, molecular function: ethanolamine-phosphate cytidylyltransferase activity. The coding region runs from base 203 to 1480 and encodes 425 amino acids. Gene Ontology annotation, cellular component: cytoplasm. Gene Ontology annotation, biological process: phosphatidylethanolamine biosynthetic process. The transcript has 10 exons. Lineage: Eukaryota; Viridiplantae; Streptophyta; Magnoliopsida; Asterales; Asteraceae.
UUUCUUAGUCAGCAAGUUCUAAUUUUAAAAGCUGCAAGGGGGAGAAGAACAAAUUGAUUCCUACCCUUUCCUAUGCGGUAUAUAAAACACAACCCCUUGAUGAUCUAGCAGAAAAAAACAGAGGAGCCGCAAAAGGAGGCACGAAUUCCAACACAAAAGGGUUUGUGUCUCCGGUUACGACAUUGAAAGAGCAUUAUAAAACAUGGAGUUUGAGAGCAAUGAUUCAAACUGGGACGGGGUAUACUACUACCCACAACUAUUUGGUGGUGUUAUGCUAACAGCCGCAGUACUCGGUUUAUCGACAAGUUAUUUCGGUGGUACAAUGGGGUUUCCCACAUUACCGUAUACGUUACCAUACUUGAACAAUCUUCAAAAGAAAAAAAGAGAAAAAAGAAAAGUUAGGGUUUAUAUGGAUGGGUGUUUUGAUCUUAUGCAUUAUGGGCAUGCUAAUGCUUUGAGACAAGCUAAAGCUUUAGGCGAUGAGUUGGUGGUUGGACUUGUAAGUGAUGAAGAAAUUGUAUUGAAUAAAGGCCCACCCGUUUUAUCCAUGGAAGAAAGGCUGGCUCUCGUUAGCGGAUUGAAGUGGGUGGAUGAAGUUAUUGCCGAUGCACCGUAUGCAAUUACUGAAGAUUUUAUGAACCGUUUAUUUAACGAGCAUAAAAUUGAUUAUAUCAUUCAUGGUGACGAUCCUUGCCUACUUCCUGAUGGAAGUGACGCGUAUGCCCUUGCAAAAAAGGUUGGUCGUUACAAGCAGAUUAAGCGCACCGAGGGCGUCUCUAGCACCGACAUUGUAGGAAGAAUAUUGGCUUUUAUAGAGGAUAAAAACGCAUGUGACGGUUCACAGGAGUCAUCUCGGAAUGAUGAACCUAAUGGAAUGAACAAAAGUGUUGAAAAAUCUAAACAUGCGUCUAAUUUUCUGCCUACAUCAAGAAGAAUUGUGCAGUUUUCGAAUGCCAAGGGGCCUGGGCCGAAUGCUCGUGUGGUGUAUAUUGAUGGAGCAUUUGAUUUGUUUCAUGCCGGGCAUGUUGAGAUCUUGAAGAGCGCUCGACAACUAGGAGAUUUUCUACUUGUGGGUAUUUAUACAGAUCAAAUUGUGAGUGAACAAAGAGGGCCUCAUUUCCCGCUUAUGCAUUUGCAUGAACGCAGUCUUAGCGUUUUGGCGUGUCGGUAUGUUGAUGAGGUCAUCAUUGGUGCUCCUUGGGAGAUCACUAAGGACAUGAUUACGACUUUCAAUAUCUCAUUGGUUGUGCAUGGAACAGUUUGUGAAAGCAAGUCUUCAGUCAAUGGCCAGGCAGAUCCUUAUUCAGUCCCGAAAAAUAUGGGCAUUUUCAGAAUGCUUGAGAGUCCGAAAGACAUCACCACAACCUCUGUGGCUCAAAGAAUAAUAGCCAAUCAUGAAAUCUAUGAGAAAAGAAAUGCAAAGAAGGAAGCUAGUGAGAAGAAGUUCUAUGAAGAAAGAAAGUACAUAUCGGGAGAUUAAUUAAUUAUUUAAUUAAUUUGUUAUCGUAUACUACACAUUAGUGACCUACAUCUAGACAGAAGAAUCAUUUUUUAUAUGUUUUGUAGUUUUUAUUUUUAUAGAACCUCAACAAAUUGAAACAUGGAUUUGAAAUGUAUGAGUUGUGUUUCUCUAAAUAAAUUUUGAUAUACAAUGAGAUGUAACAUAUUAUUUUUCUUCAAUUA